Pecten maximus is the source of this 1348-nucleotide messenger RNA. RefSeq lists its product as uncharacterized. Bases 101 to 802 code for a protein of 233 amino acids. NCBI's taxonomy places the organism in Eukaryota, Metazoa, Mollusca, Bivalvia, Pectinida, Pectinidae. The record is from RefSeq and is a predicted model, not a curated record. Gene Ontology annotation, molecular function: protein dimerization activity; DNA binding. The transcript is spliced from 5 exons.
AACUUUACCUCUCUUCAACUCCGUUUUUUUUUCGUUCUUGAAUUCAGCAUCAUCAACGCACCAGAAAUAUCUGCUAAAUUUUCGGGGGAAAUUUUUUAUCAUGAAUCCGGGAUCGACAGAAUAUGUCAAUAGGACGAGGAGGGCUACCAAUCCAGGGGGAAAUGUUAAGGGCCAGAAGCCAACAUGCAAGACGUUUCAUACCGGAAAGAGGAUUAUUAAACCUUUUGUUGAUUCUAAAUCUAGAUCAAAAUCAUAUUGUAAAAGACGGGACACUUUGUUUCAAAAGGCGAAAGACAUAUUUCAAUCGACUGGAACAGAGGUUUCAUUGCAAACCAAAAGUCUGUCCGGGGAGUCCCGUCAUUUUCAAACAGGAUACUUUCAGAAGUUACAAAAUGAAGAUAAAGGCACAGCCACAGCCACGAGUGCAGUUGAGCAGACUUGUACUACCAGCGCAACAACAGUUACCAUUGGUACACAGACUGGUAUAAAGGAUGAGCAACAUCCUAAAACCCAUUGCCAGGUUUGUGGUAUCAAUGACGACAAGCCAGGAAAAUGGUGUUGGCUUGGAUGUGAAGCACCCAAUUAUUGCUACAGUAGUGUACAUACCUCUUCCAAUCUGUCAAAGUUCCUGCAUACCCUCAACCAUCUUUGCUCAGUUGGAACUCCAGGUGGCAUCCACAUCUUGCAUCUUCGGUUCCGGGCCUCUACCACAAAAUCACCAGCCUCACCUUUGCUUUCAUUUCCGGACACAGAAAAUGAUUCGGUUGAUUCCAGAAAUUCACUGACCUCCGAUGGUGCCUGAACUCUGACCUUCAGAUCUCUGACCUCUAGCUCUUGGUAGUGUGUCAUGUUCAUCCCAUAAAACAGGUCGCUAAAAGUAACACGGCUACACAUAAUGGCGCUGCUGUUAUUGCGCCGAAUUCCAGCCCGAAAAGUAUACAAAGACAGUAGAUACGUGAACACAAUUUUCAUGACGAACAAGUAAUUGGGGUCAAGGACGUCUGAUGUCCACCUAAAAUAAUCUCCAGCAGAAACUGCACCACCAGUUCCCAAACGCUCUCUGAAAUACGGCACAAGAAGUUCGUCGGCCAUACCAAAUAACGCGAUAUCUAUCAUUUGAAAACUCUUGUGGUGGUCACAUGCUGCUUUUGCUGCCAGUUGGGAUUUUGGACUGUUGAAGCCAAGCAUCUUGGCCAAAUCCUUUAUAAAUACCUCCCACAAGAGUUUAAAAGCACAUUUGACCAUGUUGAUUUCAACAUGUCCAAGUCCAGGUUGCAACAAUAUAUUCUUGAAUUUUAAAAACUGUGACAGAUCGCAUAGUGCAACAUCUUGUUGGUGAUUGUCGUUC